AAAAAUCCAGAACAAUCGAUUCAUCAACGGUUCGAUUCGGCCGUGUUCUUCUCGCGGAUGGCCGCAUCAUGAGGCAUGAUCGUGCACGAAACCAUCUCAACAUCCAUCCCAGCGAUAUCGGCCGAUUUGUCCCUCCGUUCCCGUCGAUGACUAACGUCGGUAAUCGUAAGGCGAACCUCGCGCACGGAACGUGCGAGCGCGCCAAUACGCAUCGACGCACGCAGCGCGAAGGUUGUGAUCUGUGUCAUUGGCGCUGAAAAAGCCAAGAACAUCUCGGGGACAUCCUACGAUUUCGCGGUUCGUACGUCGAAUAAUUUCAAGCCAAUCGACCCUCCCGACGUCCCUAACGCCCCGUGAAUGUCGUGCCCGUUGUCACACGGAAUCGAGUCUUGAUGCGCACCGAGUCGUUGGCCGAAAUGGAGAACAGGUUGUCGGACGCGUCGACACCGUCUUAUCACAACAUGCCGAAGAAAUCGAAGAGGCGAUCCAGUCGCCGAAACAACACAAUGGACGCGUGGAACUCUGGCCAGCAGAACAGUCAGGAUGGCGGUCAGAUGGUGUCGGGUAUGGAGUAUCAUCCUCCGCGGAUGAUGUGGCCGUCGAACAUGCCACAGAACAUGCAGAGUAAUGGUCAACGUCUGUUCACCGCAAUGUCUGAUCCGAGUGUAUGCGGCUAUUCGCCGAUGCCAGUCACAUAUACCAUGCAGCCAGUUUCACUGCCACCCAUGUACAGCCUGUACCAACCUGUACCGGUGACGAAUGUUAGAGCCGUCCAUCAUAAUACAUCUAGGCCUGUCCGUAGCGAGCGUUUACCAAACGCUUGCUUCAAGGCUGGCAAUAACGCUGCCAAUGGCUACGGCAACGCACAGGAAAAUGGUUUAGAGUCCGCUGUACAUAUUGCUCAUCAGAACGGAGAUUACGCUAGUCUACCACCCACUGCCGACAGUGGUAUCAAUGGAGAUGAACUGAAUUCAGAACACAGAAGAUAUUCCGAUCCCGGGCUCGGUCCUGCCAAGGUUUCCUCUCAUCUGGACAGCGAUGAUUCUGUCGAGAGCGAAAGUUCGGUGAUCACAAUUGGACGCACCAAUAAACUGGCGUUGUCGCUCAUGGAACAGAUAACAGAUCUGAAGAAGUAUAACAGCCAACUGUUUAAAGAACUCAGUGUAACCAAAUCAUAUUUUGAGAGUAUGAAAGCUGAAUUGGUACAAUACAAACACUGUGCCUCUUCAGACUAUCAACCUGGGAUGUUAUCAGAAUUUAUACGUGAAAUCAGAGAGGCCAACAAAAAAUAUGAAGAAGGGUUAGUUACGAAGGUGACGUCCAUGUUGGAGGAGAGGUAUAGUCAGCAGACUACAGAAAUAGAGGAGUUAAAGUACCAAUUGUCGAAAGUAACCAUCGAGUACGAAGAAAGCAAAAAGCGCAUCGCCGCAUUGGAGGAAGAGCUGACGGAGUUGAAGCUGAGCGUGACCAACGGAGGUCGCGAGAUCGCAGCAUUCGAGGAGGAGACCCUGGCGCUGCGACGGGAGCUCCAGGAGGCGCGCGCUUCCAGGACCCUGGCCGAGAACCACGCGGCAAAGUGCGUAAACUUGGCGGUAUCCAGAUCUAUCACGCCUGUAAAUUACGAAUCGGCCGAUACAACCAGCACCCCCGUGCGUACCGCUCUUAACGACACUCGCUGCCUAUCCCCCGUACCCGACACCACGAUCACGAACGCUACUUCCUCGUCCACCUCCAAAUCCGUUGCCGCUUCCGCUUUUCGUCCCUAUCCCGCGGAGGUGGCGGCUCCUCUCGUCAUCGAGACCGCGCAGACACGAAUUCGAAACAGACUCGACUCCGGAGUCGUCGUGUCCAGCGACAGUUCGCCGGAGCCGCGGUUGAAGGUAGACAACAUCGGUCAUCAGCCCUCGAAUGCGACCUCGGCAUCCUGCCAGCCGACUAAAGCGAGCGACGACACCGAGAACGACGAGAACUCUCGGUGCAAAAGCGAAAAUCACAAACCGAGACGCCCAGACCCCAUCACGAAUAUAACGUACUCGGCACGACUGGUGGACUUGCUUUGCUACGGUCUGCUCGACACAAAGCAGAUCUACGAGAUGUAUUGCGAGAGGAACCCACUGGUCGGCGAGGAGAAGAAAACCGAUACCGUACAGACGGAGGACGAUCUGUUCGCGGAGAUCACCGCGGAAGCGGAGGCAGAAUCAUCGGCUGCGUCGAACAGAAACGGGGCCGAGGUGGAGAUCGCGCCAUCGGACAGUUUUAAGAAGCAGAAUUCGUCGAAAGACUCAUCGAGCAACGCGACGAGCAAGGCGGAAGGAUCGAGUUCGACGGAGGACGCGAGUACGUUCGACGAUUUCUCCGCGACGCUGUUCGGCUUGAAGAAACGGCGGAAGAAGGGCCACUCCAAGAAGUCGUCCAGCGGGACCGACAUGCCCGGCAAGUUCUGCCAGCAAGACGCCGUGUUGGACGACGAGAUUACAAACUCGUGUUCGAAUGCGAGGCAUAGCCGCGACACGAUGAACGGGGACGAGAAUCGUUUCGACGAGAACCGCGCGAGCCGAGCCAUCGCCGAGGUGCCGGACGUCGCCGUGGUCGACGGCGGCUCGUUCGUGCCGAAAGAUCUCUGCUCGACGAGAAUCCUGACCUCCAGAGUCCUGACAGCACCUUCACGCGCCACCUACACCACCGCCUAUAUCUAGGUUACGUACGCGCGGGGUCCCGAGCCAAAAAAAAAUAAACCAUAAUAAUAAAAAAGCGGAAUUUGCUAAAACACAGCAAAAGAGCGAAGCGGGGAAGCGAAAAAAAAAGCGAUAUACCACUCGUCGCCAAUAUCCGCAAAAAGGGGGGCUUCAAAGGGCUUAACUAGAGGCUACUACUACUACUACUACUACUCCUCUGUGUACAUGUCGAAUAGCACGUAGGUCUCUCUCUCAUUGUUCACUCGUCAUGCAUGCUCUUUUCAGGUCGGUCUACAUCCUAUCGUGAUGUCUACCAUAAAUUAUUGUAACCGUUGCAAUGCUUCUCGAUUUUGCCAUCGCAAAAUCAUCGUAAAAGUUAACUUCAAGUCAUACGAUUUACAACGCUGCCUGGCAUUGGGAGCCAUUCAGACGUUUCCAACGAUGCUUUUGACGAUGCAAUUACCUUUUAUAGACAUGUGAUGUUUGCAACGACGUUCUUACAACUAUGACUGAUAUUACGUUGGAUGUGGAGGGACUUUCACGUACGUGCCCGUCGUAUCCCCUACGUCCCAUGCUUCGAGCUGCGCCCAAGCUUUACGUUUGCGAUACAAUUGCGUUAUCUCCCGGUGCCGAAGAUCAUGUCUACGAUGACACGUGCGCCGGACGGCGUGAGUUGUCCCAUUUGUUUUCCGAAACUGAGAGAUUUCAUUCUCGACUCGUAUCGCGCUUCGAUCGAAUUGAUUUCCUUUCGCAAUGCUUUUCCAUGGCUCGAUAAUGAUGUGUAAUUUUGAGUACGUAUGUUAAAGUGAGACACAGUGGUGCGUGAACGUAGAUACCGGGAGAACGUAAUUCAUUCGUGCUGUAUCUCUCGUAGUUUUCGUAUUAUCGUCUCGAGGGAGGAAGAUUAACCAUUAACUAAGAUUAACUGACUAGAUAUCGUGACUGUCAUCUCUGACAAGGAUGAACUUGAUAGUUAUAUGUACUGUUUUGCAUUUUAUCAUUUUUUUUUUAUUCUCUGACAGUAAACGUUGUAUUCUUUCUUGAAUGAAGGAAUAAGAAAGAAACACUGAUCGACAUAGCAAUCGCUUCAAUUGGCUGACGCGCAAAUAUACUUGAAUCGUUAUUACCGACUACGCACAUAUUUGUACAAAUUUUCACUUAUAUCUCAGCUGUCUUUGCAUAUUAAUCUUAUAUACAAUAUAUAUUAUCAACAUUAAUGCAGACAUAAGCAGAAAUAAAAAUAAAUAACUUGACAUUUAAUAUAUACUUGUAUACAUAUAUUUAUAUAUUAAAUGUGUUACGAAGAAUAAGAAAAAAAGUCGAUACAUACAUGUAUAAAAUAUUUCCUCUGAUUUCAGUUUGUGCAAUAAAAUGUCUAUCAGCAUGGCUUUGACAGUUUAGCAUGUCUCAUCCUUAUUACAUCUCGUGUAUAUAUCUAUACAUGUAUAUAUAUAUACAUAUUAUAUACUUCGAUGCGUAUACACGUAUGUAAAUAUAACCAUUGUUAGUUGUGUCGUAUUCGUCUGAUUUGUGUAGCAAACGCCAUAACAUUGCCAUAUUCCGCGUGAACGCGAAACUCAACGUCUAAUAUCUAGAUUAUAAUUUCAUCGAUAUGUCACGUUUGCAUUCGUACACAUACACCGUUGUUGAAAUAUUUCCAAAUCAUUUUUCAUAUUGAAAGCUGCUUUAAUGUUUCUGCCAAAAUAUAGUUCUCGACUAGACUAAGAAAGUUGUAAUAUACGUAACUGAGAAUGUGCAUAUAUAUAUAUAUAUACAUACAUAUAUAUUCAUUAUUCCCUUAGGAAAAGUAAAGUUUCCAAAUCAAUUGGAAUGAAUGUCACACCGACGAAGGUUUAAUCCGAGAGUAAAUUAUCGCCCGCCUUAUUGCUCAUCAUCUCGAUCUUCCGAUCGUUUGGCCGGCCGUGGUGGCGAUAAUUCAGAUUGAAUCUUCGCCGAGUCGAAUUUCUUUCUUCGACGCACGACCGAAUUGUAUCUCACGAGCGCACCGUCAUUCCGCUUGCAUGAUCCUUUCCGCUCCUCGAGGAAGCAUAUCGAUUCUUCUUACCUCGGACAAGCAUCACAUUUCCCAACACACCCGUGUCGCUUCAUCUGGACGGCAGGCACCAAAACACGUCGUUCUUGUGUUUUCUAGCCGGCGGCUUGGCUUUAGGCUGCAAUUUUUGCUUUGCCCGCUUCUAAUGACAUUAUUUCUUUGGCCGCGUUACUGGUGGAAGAGGCACAUAC
Messenger RNA from Dinoponera quadriceps, 4919 nucleotides. RefSeq lists its product as uncharacterized. The coding region runs from base 393 to 2696 and encodes 767 amino acids. The record is from RefSeq and is a predicted model, not a curated record. The transcript is spliced from 6 exons. Lineage: Eukaryota; Metazoa; Arthropoda; Insecta; Hymenoptera; Formicidae.